AUGUAUCUAGACCUCAAGGACUCCUGGAACUCAGAGGAAGGUGGGAUGGCAGCCCUUCUGACAGUUCAGGUGGACACACUCUUCCUCACAUCAUCCCUCUGGUUUCCAGUUGUCUCACCUGUGUGCACACCCCCAUGUACAUGCAGCAAAGGACAUGGGGUUGCGAUGGUUGUUCUGCAUGGCAAUCUACCCAUAAAGCUGCACAUCAGCCCCAUAAAUGCAGGGGUGACGUGGACACUGCCUUGUGCUUCCCAGGCAUGCGCAGGGCUAGAGCUCUGGUACGCUGCAGCUUUGGCAGCCAGGAGUGCCAUCUCUUCAGAGGAGCCCCUGAGAACGAUCUCCCUCUGCCUUUGA
Messenger RNA from Podarcis lilfordi (Lilford's wall lizard), 354 nucleotides. NCBI's taxonomy places the organism in Eukaryota, Metazoa, Chordata, Lepidosauria, Squamata, Lacertidae. The record is from the annotation of a GenBank genome assembly.